Messenger RNA from Nerophis lumbriciformis (worm pipefish), 1612 nucleotides. Its product is annotated as betaine--homocysteine S-methyltransferase 1-like. Gene Ontology annotation, molecular function: betaine-homocysteine S-methyltransferase activity; zinc ion binding. Gene Ontology annotation, biological process: L-methionine salvage. Gene Ontology annotation, cellular component: cytosol. The record is from RefSeq and is a predicted model, not a curated record. Lineage: Eukaryota; Metazoa; Chordata; Actinopteri; Syngnathiformes; Syngnathidae.
AACCCAGGCUUUGCCAAUCAGAGUGUCUCUGGCGUAGACCCCUCCCCUGCUUGGAGCGCAUUUAAAGAGGCGCUUUGGCCAAUUUGAAUGUCUGUUUCAACCUCAAAGUCUGAGCAGUCAGGGGUCCUUGCAGCUCUGGGAAUAUGGCACCAACAAAGAAGGGAAUCUUGGAGCGUCUCAACGCUGGCGAAGUCGUGAUUGGCGAUGGCGGCUUCGUCUUCGCCCUGGAGAAAAGAGGCUACGUGAAGGCAGGUCCCUGGACCCCCGAGGCCGCCGCCGAGCACCCCGAAGCAGUGCGCCAGCUGCACAGGGAGUUUCUGAGGGCGGGGGCCAAUGUCAUGCAGACCUUCACCUUCUACGCCAGCGACGACAAGCUGGAGAACAGGGGCCAGAGCCUGAAACUGACGGGUGCCCAGAUCAACGAAGCCGCCUGCGAUCUGGCCCGCCAGGUCGCCAACGAGGGCGACGCUUUGGUGGCAGGAGGCGUGUCUCAGACGCCGUCCUACCUGAGCUGCAAGAGCGAGACCGAAGUGAAGGCCAUCUUCAAGAAGCAACUGGACGUGUUCAUGAAGAAGAACGUGGACUUCCUGAUUGCUGAGUACUUUGAGCACGUUGAGGAGGCUGUAUGGGCCGUGGAGAUGCUGAAGGCGACCGGAAAGCCUGUGGCUGCUUCUCUGUGCAUCGGGCCGGAAGGCGACAUGCACGGUGUCUCUGCUGGAGAGUGUGCCGUCAAGCUGGUCAAAGCAGGUGCCCAAAUUGUGGGUGUCAACUGCCACUUUGACCCUCUGACCUGCGUGAAGGCUGUCAAGAUGAUGAAGGAGGCCGUGGAGAAGGCCGGUCUGAAGGCUCACUACAUGGUGCAGCCUCUGGCCUUCCACACCCCCGACUGCAACUGCCAGGGAUUCAUCGACCUUCCAGAAUUCCCCUUCGGUCUGGAGCCUAGAAUCCUGACCCGCUGGGACAUGCACCAGUACGCCAGAGAGGCCUACAACGCCGGCAUCCGCUUCAUCGGCGGCUGCUGCGGAUACGAGCCAUACCACAUCAGGGCUGUGGCAGAGGAACUGGCGGUGGAGAGGGGACUGUUGCCACCAGGCUCGGAGAAACACGGCAUGUGGGGCGCAGGGCUGGAGAUGCACACCAAACCUUGGGUCAGAGCCAGAGCCCGCCGUGACUACUGGGAGAACCUGAAGCCAGCGUCUGGCCGUCCUCUGUGUCCCUCCAUGUCCAACCCAGACAGCUGGGGUAUCACCAAAGGCGACACUGGGCUCAUGCAGCAAAAAGAAGCCACCUCUCAGCAGCAACUCAAGGAGCUGUUUGCGCGCACAAAGAGCAAUUGAGUCAAACGAUCACCCCCACCUUAACCUAGAAGACCCGACAGCAGAGAUUCAUGCAAACAGCCGCGGACUAACCCACGUGCACUAAACCGUGCCAAUGAUUCAACCUGCUAAAGGUCUCAGGGGCCAUGAUACUCACUUGAAACUGGCAUUGUUGCAUGUGUUGAUUGCAAGCUGGCAGCUCAAGUUUGGAGCCGGCCCCCAGAAGAUCGGGACCAUUUAUUUGCAUUAACACAGGACCAGUUUGUAAAAUAAAACGAGACCCAAUGAGAUGUGAA